Messenger RNA from Scedosporium apiospermum, 714 nucleotides. RefSeq lists its product as uncharacterized. The record is from RefSeq and is a predicted model, not a curated record. The transcript has 2 exons. Lineage: Eukaryota; Fungi; Ascomycota; Sordariomycetes; Microascales; Microascaceae. Bases 1 to 714 code for a protein of 237 amino acids.
AUGGCCUCCCGGUUCAACGGGGAAGGUGGUAUCGAUAGUCCAGUUGCUCCCAGACAAUCGGAAACCACUUGUUUGGCCUCAGAUGCCCUCCAGAGUGCGAGUGCGUCAACAGGGCAAGAGGAAGGCACUCCGGGAGCCCUGCUUGGUCAAGUCGACUCCGAGGUUGACGGUGCCAACUUUAUCAACUUUUGCGCAGGCCAGGAACUGACAAACGGCAGGCAGGUCGCUACGGGAUCUUGCAACGGGAUACCGAUGGGAAAGAUUCCCGCCGCUGCCAACAUGAUCGGUUCCAUCAUUGUUCAUCCUCAACCCGGCGACAAAUUACCUGCCAAUGAAAAUUUUAACAUUUCUAUCCAGACCUUACACCUCCGAGCUGGUUUCCAAGCGAACCCGUCCUCGAGCUAUUAUGCCGCCCCGCAAAAUUUGGACGAGAAUGGAGACGUUAUCGGACACUGUCACGUUACAAUCCAGGACAUCGGAUCAUUGCGAGCCACGAAGGCUCCUGAUCCUCUGGAUUUUGCAUACUUUACCGUGGUCAACAACGAAGGUAAUGGCGACGGGCUGCUCCAGACUGCUGUGAUCGGUGGGCUUCCGGCUGGGGCCUAUCGUAUUUGCACGAUGAUCGUUUCUCGAAACCACCAGCCUGUGAUCAUGCCAGUUGGACAACGGGGAGCACAGGAUGACUGCACGAGAUUUCUCGUUAUUGAGGAAUGA